UAAGAAAAAAGAAACCUUAGAAGAAGCAAAAGAAGAUAGAGAAGAAAGUCUAAGAACACAAAGAUUCAAGUUAUCAGAUUACAGAAAUGGCAAAGCAAGGUUUAGAGCUUGAAAUUACAGAGCUGAGGUUGGGUCUUCCAGGUGAUAAUUGUCAUUCUUCAAGGGAUAAGAAUGAAAUUAAGAAGAGGGUUUUUUCUGAGAUCUCUGUUGACGAUGAUCAGAACAGCUCAAGCAGCAGCGGUGGUGAUCGCCGGAAAAACCAGAACAACAACAACAACAACAACAAGACUCAAGUUGUGGGGUGGCCACCGGUUUGCUCUUACCGGAAGAAGAACAAUGCUGCUGAGGCUGAAACAACAAAACUGUACGUGAAAGUUAGUAUGGAUGGAGCGCCUUUUCUUCGUAAAAUAGAUUUGAAAACUCAUAAAGGGUAUUCUGAUCUUGCCGUCGGUUUUGAAGAGCUCUUUCGUUCUUACGGCAUCGCAGGUGGAAUGUGGAAGGAUUCAGAAAGUUCGGAAUAUAUUCCAAUUUACGAAGACAAAGAUGGAGAUUGGAUGCUGGUUGGAGACGUUCCUUGGGAGAUGUUUACUGAAUCAUGCAAAAGGCUGAGGAUAAUGAAGAGAUCGGAUGCCAAAGGUUUUGGAAUAUUGCAAUCAAAACCAUAUUCCAAUGGAGAAAAACAAAAUGAUCUGAAAAUUUGAUUCACUAAUAGUUGUCCAAGCAUUUUGUUCUCUGUUCUUAUUAAUUCAGUAGUGUUGAUACGUGUUUAAGGUUUUAAUUAAGCAGGGCAGACCCUUUUUUUUUUUUUCCUUCUUAGCUUGAAUUGGAUAUGAAAAUUAAAUGUUCUACAGACCCAAGUGUGGGGGGAGUUCAUUUCUCUUAUACUCCUCAUCUUAGAUCGUCAACUUU
Molecule: messenger RNA, 909 nt
Organism: Telopea speciosissima
Lineage: Eukaryota; Viridiplantae; Streptophyta; Magnoliopsida; Proteales; Proteaceae
Product: auxin-induced protein 22A-like
Exons: 3
Coding region: 87-701 (204 amino acids)
Biological process (GO): regulation of DNA-templated transcription
Cellular component (GO): nucleus
Molecular function (GO): protein binding
Source: RefSeq, a predicted model, not a curated record